This is a messenger RNA of Musa acuminata AAA Group (dessert banana), 1349 nucleotides long. RefSeq names its product receptor-like protein 44. The coding region runs from base 384 to 1247 and encodes 287 amino acids. The record is from RefSeq and is a predicted model, not a curated record. The transcript has a single exon. Lineage: Eukaryota; Viridiplantae; Streptophyta; Magnoliopsida; Zingiberales; Musaceae. Gene Ontology annotation, molecular function: protein binding.
CCAUCUCAGCCCUACCAUCUCCUCUCAAGCUCCUAUGGCAGAGACCAACCUCUGUUACACCCCACCCUCAUCCCUCGGUGGCGUCACGGUCUUACUACUCCACUUGGAGGUCCAUCAACAAGACUAUUAAUUUGGAGGUGGAAAGAAUGGAGGCUGCACUUCACCUUUUCCUCCCAUCAUAAUUGUUCCUUGGUGUUGCAGUAAGCACGCAUCUCGAUAGGAAUGUUGGGCUGUCCACUGUCCAAAUAAUAAGAUCCUUAGCAUCCCCCAUCAACGUUUACCUCUCAACACCAUCGCCACGGAAGAGACAGAGAGAGAGAGAGAGUGAUAAAAGACCGCAUUUUUAUCCACCUGGUUGCUCUGCGUUCGCUGGCCGCUGUCUAAUGGCGACGCGACCGCCUCGGGUGGCGGAGCUCCUACUGUUACUACCAUCAUUGCUCCUCCUCCUCCUCUUGCCGCAGCAGGUAGUCUCCGAUCCGGACGAUGAGACCUGCCUCUCCAACCUCCGCAGCUCCCUGACGGACCCAAACGGCGGCCUCCGGAACUGGACGGCGGACACCUUCGCCGCCCCCUGCAACGGCUUCACCUCCUACCUUGAGGGUGUCACCUGCAACAACGGCCGCGUGUACAAGCUCUCCCUGCAGGGCCUCUCCCUCGGCGGCGCCCUCUCCACCUCCCUCGCCAACUGCACCAACCUCCAGUCGCUCGACCUCUCCUCCAACGCCCUUUCCGGCGCCAUCCCCCCGGAGCUCGCCUCCCUCCUCAACCUCGCCGUCCUCAACCUCUCCUCCAACCGCCUCUCCGGCCGUAUCCCCCCCGAGCUCGCCCUCUGCUCCUACCUCAACGUGCUCGACCUCCACGCUAACCUCCUCACGGGGCUCAUCCCCGACCAGCUUGGUCUCCUCGUCCGCCUCUCCACCUUCGACGUCUCCGACAACCGUCUCGAGGGGCCCAUCCCGGCGCUGCUAGCCAACCGGACGGCGGUGGGAGGCGCCGGGGCCGCGGCUCUACCCAGGUUCAACGCCAGCUCGUUCGUCGGGAACAAGGACUUGUACGGGUACCCGCUGCCGCCAAAGCGGGGCGGCGGCCUGUCGGUUCUUGCCAUUGUCGGGAUCGGCGUCGGCAGCGGGCUUCUCAGCUUGGUGCUCAGCUUCACUGCCGUUUGUGUUUGGCUUCGGGUCACGGAGAAGGCCGCGCCGAUGCCCGGCGAGGAGGGAAAGAUAUCGCACCUCAUGCCCGACUACUGACCGCUUCCCCUUUCAGCUCCGCAUUAUUUCUCCAUUGGCCUCUGCUUUUGUUUUUUGUUUUUACUUUUUUUCUGAGAGUAAAUACUGACUGCUCCUUUUUCA